This is a messenger RNA of Pyricularia oryzae 70-15, 441 nucleotides long. RefSeq lists its product as uncharacterized. The transcript has a single exon. The record is from RefSeq and is a predicted model, not a curated record. NCBI's taxonomy places the organism in Eukaryota, Fungi, Ascomycota, Sordariomycetes, Magnaporthales, Pyriculariaceae. Bases 1 to 441 code for a protein of 146 amino acids.
AUGGGUUUACCAGGAAUAGACCAUCCUUGUCCGAUGUACACGUCGGCAAUCGGUCGAGAACAUCAGGAAAUCCGUAGCCCUCGACAUCCAGCUCGAGUCGAUGGGACUGUUCGAGGACAUUGGUGUGCAUGUCGUAGCAUGCACCAUGCCUUUGCGGAUGAUGCUAUACGAUGUGCUACCGGACUUGGAAUCCGUGUCCCCUGCUUGGCCCCGAGGCGCAAUAGGAGCAUCAAGGCCACAGCUGAUAGCCUCCACGCACAGUUGCUUGAACCUCAGGACGUCAACACCAACCAGCAUAGGUCGUCGUCCAUCCAAUGCCCGAACUGCCAGCAGACUGUCUUCCCGUCCGAGGACGACUACACCGAGCAUCACAAAAAGAAGCAUCCCGAGGAUCGAGUGCAGCUUGCGCACCCUCUCUGCCAUUCCAAGCAGACGAAUUAG